AUGGUACGCUCCGAUCCUCUUCGCAGCAUUGCUCGGCCGUCUAGCCCGAUAUCCACGAAACUGGAUGCGUCCCUCCCUUUGACCCAAGAUUCGCCGUCCCCACGCCCGUCUCUCGAGAACCACGGACGGCCCCACCGUCCUGUCGAUUUCAAUCUGAGCCACGAUGGCACGCUUUCCUCCUUCGACGUCAAUCGCAUGCUGGGGGACGUCCCUAAUGUGUUGCCCGGCAAGGUCAAGAGGUCGCAGUCGGCGAGCCCCUUCAGGCUUGCCAUGCCGUUCAUUACCCCCGGCCAGCUUGCCUUUUCGGCUAUGCAGUUCCUGCCGGUGCCUCUGCUUGUGCUGAAUAAUCUCAAGACCGUUGUGCUGGCCAAUGAGGCCAUGGGCCGGUUGCUAGGGCUCGUCAACGACUCGACCGACGUGUACAACGAUAGGGCCACGGCGAUGGACAAGCUCCGCGGCCAGACCUUGUCGCAAGUUGGCGUAGACAUGCUCCAAGAUGGCCGGCCAGUAUGGGUGUCUUGGGAAGAUUUGCUGGACUCUUUAGUUGUCGAAAUGGCCGCCAGGCAUGGGAUUGAUUCGUCUAAACCAGCCCAUUCCACUGGUGAUUCCACCCCGAAAGCCAAUAUGCACAAGCUGACAGGCAAAGAUCAUGGCCCGGCGCCAACUCCGGGAGACAUGGAAUCGGGUCGACCCACGCCGUCCUCGGUUGUUGAGGUCGUCAUCAUGUCCAAAAGCACCCAAAAGACUACAAACGGGAAGAAGACGGAGGACCAGGUGUAUGCGAAGAUGAUCAUUUCCAUAUUUGAGAUUGAAGAGCAUCAAACAUACUUCACUCUGACCUUUACCACCACUGAUUCUAGCCACGCGCCACCUACUGGUCCUCGGAAACCUGUGGCACGUCCAUCCGUUCUGGAAGCCGACGACCGCAAGUCCAUAUCGAAUUCGAAUCCACCGUCGGUCAGUUCGAGUCACAGCUCAAUUUCUCCUUCUUUUAGAAUAAGUCCAAGUGCGGUGUCGUUGUCUUCGAGUCCCUUUCCACCAAUGGGCCCCCCAUCACGAAGUUCACUCAGCAGCACGCCAUCCUUACUGCUGAAGAGGACAACAAUCAAAGACGCUCUGCUAGACAACACAGCAAUGCCCAUUUUUGCCAUGUGGCGAGAUGGAUCUGCUCCUGUAAUGAAUCAAGCGGCCCGAGAACUUAUUAGCGAGACCUCCGGUGAUGAUAACGACGUCGAAGGCCUUGACUUGUUGCACAAAUGGGAGAUAUAUACUGCGGAUUUCUCUCGCAAGCUUAAAGAGAGCGAGUUCCCCAUUUCUGUCCUCUUGAAGACGGGCGAGCCCUUCUCAGGCUUCCGCAUUGGCAUGUUCGACAGGAGGAAAAACGCUAAAGUCGUGUUCGAUGUGUUGGGUGAAGCUAUCAGAGACACAGUCACUGGUGAGUUUGUAGCAGGAGUUGUGACCUGUCGCGACAUUACUUCAAUGGCACAAGAGAUCACGCACAUCAGAGAAUUGGACGAGGAGCGCUUCAAGCUCAUCUGUGAUACUAUGCCACAGAUGAUAUGGACAACCACGCCCACUGGAUUACAUGACUAUUUCAAUAAUCGUUGGUACGACUACACUGGACUGCCACCCGAGGAUUCGUUGGGCCACGGAUGGAAGAAUCCUUUCCACCCAGACGACAUGCCCGCAACAGAAAGAAGGUGGAAACACAGCCUAGAAACCGGCGAGCCAUACGUUACCGAGUACCGUUGCCUGAGGAAAGACGGUCAAUGGCGGUGGAUGUUAGGUCGUGCUUUGCCCCUGCGGAACAAGCAGACGGGCCAGAUUGAAAAGUGGUUUGGCACCUGUACCGACAUUCAUGAGAGUUUGGAGCGAAAGAUAGCAGCCAAACGAAUGAGACAACAACUGCUCACUGUAUUGUCUCACGCCCAAACUACCAUAUUCUCUGUCGACCGCGAGCGUAGGGUCACCAUGCUAGAGGGUGCCUUGAUAUGGAAUGCUCCUGGAGACACUGCUUCGGACAAUGACAGCGAGGAUCUGGAAACGAGAAGGUACAUCGGUAUGAACGUGGAUGAGGUUUUUAACGACCUGAGCCCGCAAUUGCGGCAGGGCGAAAUGCCUGCAUUCCUCGCACCUAUCCACGAUAUGAUCUGUGGGAGGAAGCAGCGAGCCGUGGUUCAGGAACAUAAAAUAGACGAACACUUUUUCCGCACGAGAUUCAUACCCACGUUUGCGAAGGAUUCGCAGGGCGACCCUAUGAGCCCGUCUGUUGUCGAAGGGGUCAUCGGUGUCAUCAUGGAUGUAACCGAGUUGAAGGAACGGGAACUAGAUCUCAAAGUGCAAGCAAAAGAGAAACGGCAAUUACUAGCUAAUGAAGCGGCAGCGAAAGAAGCUAGUCGCCUGAAGAGUCAAUUCUUGGCCAAUAUGUCACACGAGAUUCGAACCCCCAUCACUGGUGUCAUUGGCAUGGCUGAACUUUUGUGUGAUCUUCCGCUUGAUGAGGAGCAGAGAGAAUAUGCGGAGAAUAUCAUUCGCUCGGCGACUGCCCUAUUGACUGUCAUAAAUGACAUUCUUGACUUCUCAAAAGUCGAGUCAGGUCGCCUGGAUAUCGAGGAGGUGCAGUUCUCGCUGUCAGUUGUCGUGCAAGAUGUAUCCAAGAUGCUCAGCUUCGCCGCUGAAAGAAAGAACCUGGAUUUUCGCUCCGAUAUUUCGGACGCCAUUGCUAAUGACCUGGUCGUCCUGGGCGACCCCGGCCGCGUUCGCCAGAUAAUUACAAAUCUGUUGACAAACUCGAUCAAGUUCACCAAUAACGGGUAUGUCAAGUUUUCGGUAUGGAAGGAGAAAGAGACUCAAGACACGAUUGAAAUCAAGUUCGUCGUUGAAGACACCGGAAUUGGCAUCGAGGAGGACGUGAAGAAGAGGCUCUUCCAGCCAUUCAGUCAGGGAGACCCUUCGACUGCGCGUAGGUUUGGAGGGACUGGACUGGGCUUAACGAUAUCGAAGAACCUGCUUGAUUUGAUGCAUGGGCGAAUAUCGAUGCAGUCCUCAAUAGGGACUGGCACCACAGCAACUUUCUGGAUUCCGUUCAACAAAGUCCAAGGUCCGCGACAAUCAUCUCUGGUGGAAAUUGGUCCCCUGCCCGAUAGAUUACAUUCGGAAAUGAGUGCAUCUUGCAACAGUUCUGAAUAUGAACAUAUAAUUGGUACCCCAUCUGCAGAUCUUUCUGCCAGUCAACUCGACGUCACCCGACCACCUCACCAAGCAAAAUCUAUCAACACAUCUUCCCCACGGCCCGCGAAGGGGGAAGACAUGCCAAUGUCAGAACGGGCUAAUAUCCAGGUAUUGGUUGUCGAAGACAAUUCGAUCAACCAGCAAAUCGCUACCAAGACCAUCAAAAAGCUUGGCUUUCAGGUCAGCGCCGCAUGGAACGGGAAAGAGGCACUAGACUACAUUGAAGCGUCUAAGGAAGGUAAACUCGCAAAACCCGAUAUCAUCCUCAUGGACGUGCAAAUGCCCGUCAUCGAUGGCUAUCGAGCGACGCACAUAUUACGGCAUCAUGCACCGUACAGGGCGUACGCGAGCAACGUUCCGAUUGUGGCGAUGACGGCGUCAGCUAUUCAAGGGGAUAGAGAAAAAUGCAAACGGGCGGGUAUGGACGACUAUCUUGCUAAGCCGGUGAAAGGCAAGGUUCUCGAGAGAAUGCUGGUUCGCUGGAGCCAAAUUCGCAGACGGAGCACGUUGAGCAGUGAUACUACCGACCCAUCUGUCUCGGACUGUUCAGAGGCCGGUGAGCAUUGCGUCAGUGCGAACAUCCCCACAUUUGGUCUCGACAUAGAUAUUGGGGUGGAAACCCCGGAGGAUCGAGAAUCAGUGGACGCUCACAACGACAAUGAUGAUGACCUUAAUAAUCUUCUUACGCCAAAGCCGCUCACGCGGAAUGGUUCUCACGAAACGACCACAUUCCCUUUCGGCAAUUUCCACGCUGCGAACACAACGGCGACCUCGAGGCAGCUGGACAGCAACGAGCUAGCCAUGCAUCUUCGCGACGAUAAAUUACUCGGUGCUGCGGGCGCAACAGUUGACUCCAAACCGCACCCACUGCAAACGUCAUUAUCGGAAGGCGACUCGUUAACAGAGGCAAACAUUGAACGACUGGGGAAGGAAAGAUCAAUUGGAAGAGGGUAA
Pseudomassariella vexata is the source of this 4185-nucleotide messenger RNA. RefSeq lists its product as uncharacterized. The record is from RefSeq and is a predicted model, not a curated record. Gene Ontology annotation, molecular function: protein binding; phosphorelay sensor kinase activity. The transcript is spliced from 5 exons. NCBI's taxonomy places the organism in Eukaryota, Fungi, Ascomycota, Sordariomycetes, Amphisphaeriales, Pseudomassariaceae. Gene Ontology annotation, biological process: phosphorylation; phosphorelay signal transduction system. The coding region runs from base 1 to 4185 and encodes 1394 amino acids.